Messenger RNA from Somion occarium, 710 nucleotides. Lineage: Eukaryota; Fungi; Basidiomycota; Agaricomycetes; Polyporales; Cerrenaceae. The record is from the annotation of a GenBank genome assembly.
GCCCCGAUCAAGUGACUCAUCCACAUAAGGCCCAAUACAUUCCGCUCUUUGUCAGAUGCUCCACAGGUUUCCCAAAAACAUCAAGCGUGUUUCCACGACCGGCGCCGCCCAGGACUUUUUUGGGGGAAGGUUGUUUACAAAAUGGCUCUCUCAGGCUAUUCCGCGUGCUCAAUCACGUUCGCAGCGGCCACUACGAGCCGUAGACCUGUUAUCAGACAUAUACAGUUUGUUCAGCGUUCAACAAGAUGGUCCUGCUGACCUUGUUCCUCGCCCCAAUGUCAGUGUAGCUUUGAUACUUGCACGUUCUGUUGGUGCUGGUGUGAUCCGUUACUGCGGGCCUUCCCGCCCCAGCGUCGCAUAUUAUUAUUUUGGUUUCUUCUAGAAGCUCUAGAAGCUUCGGCUGCGCAUCCCUAUACAAUAGCCAUAUCUUAUCUCCACAGCUCUCGCCCUCCACCCAACUGUCAACCAACUGCGAUGUUUGGGUCUGUCACUUAACGUGCUGUUGAAUGCAAGGUUGUGUACUAGGCAACAGCAUUUACAUCUUUCGACACCCUUGGUAACUCAGCUCGGGACCAUGAAUGUCCCUGCAUUCAACUGCACCUCUUGCCACCUUCUAAACGACAUACUCCUACGAGUCCUACGACAGCGUACCCCCAGCGCCCGCAACUGCUCAGAUGAGGGAUCCUGAAUUUCCGCCAAAGUGAUUCAUG